CCCGUUCACAUUUCACUCGCAAACCGCCAGCAAAGCCCCCACCCACAAUGAACAGCAUAUCCCAACCCCAAUCAGCGCCGAAAGUCGCCAAAGAAAAAUCCUCCACAAAACGUCUCAUCGUCGUCCUCGAGCAAGCCUCGCUCGAAACCGUCAAGCUCGGCAAAGGCAAAGAAGGGCACUACGCCCUGCUCAACUGCGACGACCACCACCAUAUCCUCAAAAAGCACGGGAAGGAUGUCUCGGAAAGCCGCCCGGAUAUCACCCACCAGUGUCUGUUGACGCUGUUGGAUAGUCCGCUGAAUAAGGCGGGGUUGUUGCAGGUGUAUAUUCAUACGACGAAGAAUGUGUUGAUUGAGGUGAACCCGCAUGUGCGGAUACCGAGGACUUUCAAGCGGUUUUGUGGUUUGAUGGUGCAACUCCUCCACAAACUAAGCAUCCGAGCCGUCAACGGCCCCGAAAAGCUCCUAAAAGUAAUCAAAAACCCAAUCACCGACCACCUCCCACCAAAUGCCCGCAAAAUCACAAUGUCCUCAGAAGUCCCUGCCGUCCGUCUCGGGCCCUACGUCACCUCCCUCCCCUCCGACGAGCCUGUUGUCUUCUUCAUCGGCGCGAUGGCGCACGGGUCGGAUAAUUGGGUGGAUGAUAUUGUGGAUGAUAAGAUCUCGGUGUCGGAGUAUCCGUUGUCGGCGUCGGUGACGUGUGGGAAGUUGACGUGUGCGUUUGAGGAUUUGUGGAAUGUUUUGUGAAGGGACCUAUGGAGUGGGAGGGGAGGCGACUCGUGGGAAUGGGGAAGGUUCUUGGAGUUCUCAGAAGUUAGCCAUCCGUUUUUGUACAUAGCUGGGUCUUGUCUUUUUCUUUUGGAGCAUACCUUAUCUAUUUUUUCACUCGUUCAUAGAAGUAAAUAGAAAUCGUAUUUAUCGCAUUGGCUGGAAGUAAUGAUCAACGGGAGAAAGUCUUUCAUUCGGAUAUUGGACGGAUUCAGAUUCGAGGUCAAAG
This is a messenger RNA of Fimicolochytrium jonesii, 996 nucleotides long. RefSeq names its product Alpha/beta knot methyltransferase. Gene Ontology annotation, cellular component: small-subunit processome; nucleolus. Bases 48 to 746 code for a protein of 232 amino acids. The transcript has 3 exons. The record is from RefSeq and is a predicted model, not a curated record. Lineage: Eukaryota; Fungi; Chytridiomycota; Chytridiomycetes; Spizellomycetales; Powellomycetaceae. Gene Ontology annotation, biological process: rRNA base methylation. Gene Ontology annotation, molecular function: rRNA binding; rRNA (pseudouridine) methyltransferase activity.